UGUGACUCGCUCAUUGGUCGCUCAACUGUCUGGAGCACCAGCAGAUGAAGCACUUCAUCCGGAGGAGCUCUCACACACGGCUCUUAUGAUGUACCCUCAUCUAAACUUACUUUGUUAUACUCAUCUGCCUACACAUCGUCCGGUUAACUGUUAACGUUUGACUGAGUUUACUUUGAAGAACGCAGCGGGAGAAACUUUUUCAUUAUAUACGAAUACAGCUGCGGAAGGAAAAAGCAACGAAUUGCGAUGGAUGCCUUGAAAUACAGAUUAUUUGUUUUAACACUGAGCUUCAGGUUGUCUGCGGUUGGUGCUUUUCAGAUGUGUGACGUGGUAAAUGAGAUUGAGCUGGCGAAGGAGAGAUGUGAGAAUCAAACCGCAGGAAACGUCACAUCAGGCUGCAAAGGAAUGUGGGAUAUUAUAGCUUGUUGGCCACCAGCCAGAGUUGGAGAACAUGUGGUGAUCCCGUGUCCAAAUUACUUCAGACACUUCUCAGAUCACCAUGAAGGUAACCUCUCAAAGACCUGCACUGAUGACGGUUGGACUGAGAUGGACCCCAUGACCAUUGCUGUAAAUUGUGGGUAUAACCUUAACGGCACUGUUGAUGAUGACAGUUUCUUUAGAACUGUGAAGAUUGGCUACACCAUCGGACACAGUGUUUCUCUUAUUUCCCUCAUUACUGCCAUUGUAAUGCUUUGUAUAUUUAGGAAACUGCACUGCACUCGAAACUACAUCCACAUGCACCUGUUUGUGUCCUUCAUCUUGAAGGCCAUAGCAGUCUUUGUGAAAGACUUGGUUUUGUAUGACGUCAUUCAAGAGUCUGACAACUGCUCUACUGGAUCUGUCGGCUGUAAGGCUGUGAUCGUCUUCUUCCAGUAUUGCAUUAUGGCGAGCUUCUUCUGGCUCCUGGUGGAAGGUCUUUAUCUUCAUGCUUUAUUGGCGGUUUCGUUCUUCUCGGAGAGGAAGUACUUCUGGUGGUACAUUCUGAUUGGUUGGGGAGGUCCAGCCCUUUUCAUCAUGGCUUGGAGUUUUGCCAAGGCUUAUUUCAACGAUGUUGGGUGCUGGGAUAUAAUUGAGAAUUCAGACCCAUUCUGGUGGAUUAUCAAAACCCCCAUAUUAGCCUCAAUCCUGAUGAACUUCAUCCUCUUCAUCUGUAUCAUUCGCAUACUGCGUCAGAAGAUCAACUGUCCGGACAUCGGCAGAAACGAAUCCAACCAAUAUUCGCGACUGGCAAAGUCAACACUAUUGCUGAUUCCGCUCUUUGGGAUAAACUUCAUCAUAUUCGCUUUUAUUCCGGAAAACAUAAAAACCGAGCUAAGGCUGGUCUUUGACCUCAUUCUUGGGUCGUUUCAGGGUUUCGUGGUUGCUGUGCUCUACUGUUUCCUGAAUGGAGAGGUCCAAUGUGAGAUCAAGAGAAAAUGGAGACGAUGGCACCUGGAAAGGUUUUUGGGUCCUGACACCAAAUACCAGCACCCAUCCAUGGGCAGCAACGGCAACAAUUUUAGCACACAGAUCUCCAUGUUGACUCGCUGUAGCCCCAAGACUCGGCGGGCUUCAGCAUGCCAGGACGAGUCAUCCAUCACUGUCUAAUUUACCACCUACAAGGCAGAACGGUGAUGUAAUUGUCCAUUUGGUAUAUUACCUCACACCGGAAUGAGCUUAAGAGGACCAAAGUCAUGAAGAUCAUUUACUGUGUUGUGGAAGUGUUCGCCUUGUAAAUAUCCACUCAUUCACUUAAUGUGAACAAGCGUGAACGUUCGUUCAGUGUUGUGAACUGGAAUUCGACACGUGUACAGGCUGCGUUAAUUCAUGAGCUGUUGUUCGGAAUGUAUCCUUCACCAAAUUCUUGUUUGACAUAAUUUGAUGAUAGAGUUGUAAACAAUGUCAGGCACUGAGAAGCGUUUGCCAUCGAUACAUGAAACCUGUACAUCAAGAUUAGAAAGCUGUGAGAUGCAGUUUUAGACUCAUUUAGUGCAGACUUGUCCCUGCAGGGACACAAAUUCGACAACAUCAUCAAAAAUGACUGACGAUGCCGUGUUGGAAAAAAGGUUAGGGAUUCUCCACCUGGAGUUCUUCUUUAUGAAAUAAUAUUUUUGCUUACAAGUUUAAAAAAGCAACCAAAAGUGGAUUGUUGAAUAUCCAAUAUAUGGAGAUACACUGUAGAGACCAAAUGUUUCUAAACAUGUUGUUCAUAUAAUUUUUUUAAUGACGUUUUCAGACCAGCGUGUUUGUGCAUGCGCAUGUGUGUGUGCGUGUGUGAAAUUGGCAUGUUUGAAAGCCGAAUGCCCUUCUCUGCACUAUCAUUUCAGAUCAGUCAUCCAGCAGACAGUCAACAUUUUGUAUGCAUGAUUGAUUCAGUGUCAUUGUGCCAUGUAUCACUGUGGGUUUAUGGUCGAAUGUUAAAUCCUUUUGUGCGUGGAACAAACGCUCCUUUGUGACAUUAACACUGACAUUUGUUGCUAUCAGAUAGUGCUUGUAAAAUCGACUUUGAAGAUGUUGAUUGUUCAUCUUAAUGACUAGUGCAAACACAUACGUCGACCUGUGUAUCAAUUCAUGCUAACAAUGAAAGUAAACUGAAUUAAUAACUAGCGCUAUUACAGUACAUAUAACGCUCCACAUUGUCAACAGUGUUUAUCCGUGAUCUUCUGGCAUUUGUAUACUUUCCAUUCUUUAGCCAAUAGAAGUUUCCAUUAUACUGUGAGACAGAAGAGGUUUUUACAUACAGUUCUUGUGGUGUCAAUGGCAAGUAAUGGUCCGUGCUCGUUCAUCUAGAAGGAUUUUAGGCUUUGUGUACAAGCUAAAGAAAUAAAGAAAGCCAGGGCAUGCUGUCACUAAUGUUCCUGUCUCACUGCGUUGCUCAUAUGAAUGGACUUCCAGCCAAUUCCGGCAAGUCCUGGAAAUCUAGCUCAAACUGGGUCACCGUGGAAAGAUAACAUUUAGACUGGAAUGUGUUUUUUAUGUCUUUAUGUGCAGACAGAGUGUAAAAUAAUCAUGUACAGUCACAUGGAAUAUAUAAAGGGAAUGUAGAGUGUAUGAACUGUAAUUUCUAUGAUGUGUCACAAAGAUAUAACAUAUUUAAAGAAUACGUAUGAAGCCUCAAAUCACUGCCCUCCAUCGUGUGUUUUAUUUUUAUUGAAACAUGAGUGGCCAGAUUACCUCUCAACUAUUUCAAUAAGGAAUGUAUAUAAACUUAAGUGAAAACUUAAUUUUGUAUCACUUUUAGUUUAAUUGUUGACAGUGUAUUUGUGGAUUUUGUAUAGGCGUUUAGUUUUGUCAAGGUUUUGGAACGAUGUACAUAUGGUGUUCAUUAAUUAUAGGUGAAGCUUAAUGUGUCGGCACACAGCAGAAGAACUGGAUGUUUAUAAGAACCGUCUAAGUGCUGUGAAAGAAUUUGUCUGUACCGCAUGCUACACUCGUAACAUACUGUACAUUUGACGUUGUAAAUUCACAAUAAAAGCAACUUGU
Triplophysa rosa is the source of this 3462-nucleotide messenger RNA. RefSeq names its product vasoactive intestinal peptide receptor 1b (gene vipr1b). The record is from RefSeq and is a predicted model, not a curated record. NCBI's taxonomy places the organism in Eukaryota, Metazoa, Chordata, Actinopteri, Cypriniformes, Nemacheilidae. The coding region runs from base 247 to 1587 and encodes 446 amino acids. Gene Ontology annotation, biological process: adenylate cyclase-modulating G protein-coupled receptor signaling pathway; cell surface receptor signaling pathway. Gene Ontology annotation, molecular function: peptide hormone binding; G protein-coupled peptide receptor activity; vasoactive intestinal polypeptide receptor activity. Gene Ontology annotation, cellular component: plasma membrane. The transcript is spliced from 13 exons.